AUGAAAUAUAUAUUAUUUGGAUUAUUGUUAGUAUUUACAUUGACAUUGGUCUCAGUGGAUUGUGCUCCAUUGACCAAACAAUGUGUGACAUGUCGUAAGGCCAACCAGAAUUGUUCUGUUGAUGGUGAUUUGUGUCCAUCUGGCUACCAAUGUGUCCAGAAGCCAGACACCUCCUACUCAGUUUGCACUCCAAAGUUAACCAUCGGCUCACUUAACUGUUCGGAUGCUCGCAAGUGCCAGGACUACCUCUCCUGUGAGACCGUCGCCAGCACCACCAAAUGUCUAAUCGUUGCCAACAAAGGAUUGGGUGAGAGUUGUGACACUGAUCGUGAUUGUGAUCCAAGUUUGAAAUGUGAUGGUACAAAUUUGACCUGUAUCAAUCCAAGCAAUCCAAACUGUACCGAUGACAAUCAUUGUAAGGCAUCUGAGAGAUGUUAUGAUAAGAAGUGUAUGACUUCAUUCCCAGAUGGAAAGGCAUGUAACUCUUCAAGUCAAUGUCUGAGAUACUCCAACUGUGAGAUCACCACCCAGUCCCAGAACUACACCGUCUGCAAUGGAUUGUUCACUCUAUCCGAGGGUCUAGCAUGUACCAACAUGUUAUCUUGUGAUCUGACUCAAGGAUUAACUUGUUACAACGAUUUCUGUACAAAGAGACCUGCCAACAGUAAUUGUACUCUUCCCUUUAUGGCCAAGUGUAACAGUAUGCAGUCUUGUACUUGUGAGGGAGAGACAUGGGCUGGUACCUGUAGAGAUAUCAUACCCCAGAACUCAAAGUCCCAACAGUUCAUACUCAACUUUGUCGACUGUAUCUACAAGUCUACAUGUCCAAUGGUUCUACUUGACAAGCCCAACAGUUGUCUUACUCAACAAUGUGGAUUCCUGGUUACCAACACAUCACUCUAUGUCGACCAGUGUGCUCCAAGUCAACCAACUACCACAACAACUACUACUACUACUCCGGCUACUACUGCUACCACUUUAGUCACUACAUCGCCAGCCACCACCUCGGCCACAACAUCAACAUCUGCUACUACCACUACUACCAUGACCUCUACGACCACUGGUGGACAUCCAAACAAUGCCAUGUCAUUGAUUGUUGCGCCAACAAUGAUUCUCAUGACCAUCAUCAUAUCUUUGUUGUUACUCUAG
This is a messenger RNA of Acytostelium subglobosum LB1, 1149 nucleotides long. RefSeq lists its product as hypothetical. Lineage: Eukaryota; Evosea; Eumycetozoa; Acytosteliales; Acytosteliaceae. The record is from RefSeq and is a predicted model, not a curated record. The coding region runs from base 1 to 1149 and encodes 382 amino acids. The transcript is spliced from 3 exons.